Messenger RNA from Suhomyces tanzawaensis NRRL Y-17324, 777 nucleotides. RefSeq names its product cytochrome c1 heme lyase (gene CYT2). Gene Ontology annotation, molecular function: holocytochrome-c synthase activity. The transcript has a single exon. Gene Ontology annotation, cellular component: mitochondrion. The coding region runs from base 1 to 777 and encodes 258 amino acids. NCBI's taxonomy places the organism in Eukaryota, Fungi, Ascomycota, Pichiomycetes, Serinales, Debaryomycetaceae. Gene Ontology annotation, biological process: cytochrome c-heme linkage. The record is from RefSeq and is a predicted model, not a curated record.
AUGAGUCAAGAGCAGCCCAAAUGUCCAGUAGACCACUCCAGCCGUCAGGCGUGGAUGGAGAAGGCCCAGUCCUCGCAGGCGCCCGAACAACCAGCAAUUCCUGCCCCUGCACACCCACAAACACAACCAGCUUGUCCCGUGGAUCAUAGCGCCAGGGCAGACUGGCUAAGCAAAGUAUCCAUAAGUGCUGUCAAUGCGCCUGAAGCCAUAGAAGUACAACAGCCGGCAACGGGUUGCAGCUCAGACACCCAAGCAGAUGCUCCUCCCACCACCUCAAACAUAGAUCUUCCCACUGACAGAGAAAUCAGCUCGAUACCACGAACAUCUGCCAACCAGAACUGGAUCUACCCAUCGCAAAAGCAGUUCUACGAGGCCAUGGUGCGCAAAAGCUGGGAUCCUAAGGCCCAGGAUAUGCAGACGGUGGUUCCAAUCCACAAUGCUGUCAACGAGAAGGCAUGGAACCACAUCCUCAAGUGGGAAAGCAGCAACAUCGAAGAGGCCAAACAAGCGUGCGGAGGCAUCACGUUGACCAGUUUCAAGGGAGACCUGAAGAAGCUCACACCCAGGGCCUGGUUCAACUCCACAGUGAUGGGGUACCAGAAGCCUUUCGAUAGACACGACUGGGUCAUCAGUCGGUGUGGCACCGAGGUCGAGUAUGUGAUCGACUUCUACAGCGGCAGCGGCAAGGGUGCCAGCUUCUUCUUGGACGUCAGGCCCAAAAUCAACUCCUGGGAGGGGAUCAAGCUCCGGAUGGGCCGUGCUUUGGGGUUGUUAUAG